Messenger RNA from Talaromyces proteolyticus, 1239 nucleotides. RefSeq names its product putative DnaJ domain protein. The annotation marks the transcript as partial. Gene Ontology annotation, biological process: protein refolding; response to heat. Lineage: Eukaryota; Fungi; Ascomycota; Eurotiomycetes; Eurotiales; Trichocomaceae. Gene Ontology annotation, cellular component: cytoplasm. The record is from RefSeq and is a predicted model, not a curated record. The transcript is spliced from 2 exons. Gene Ontology annotation, molecular function: Hsp70 protein binding; ATP binding.
AUGCUUUCUUUUCAUAUAAUAGCAGUGAUAUCUGUCUUACUGCUUCUCCCUUUGGUUCUAUGUGCAGAGGACUACUACAAGAUCCUCGGGGUGGACAAGUCAGCAUCAGACCGGGACAUCAAGCGCGCAUAUCGCACGUUAAGUAAAAAGUUCCAUCCGGACAAGAACCCAGGCGAUGAAUCCGCAAAGCAAAAGUUCGUCGACAUCGCCGAAGCGUACGAAGUAUUAUCUACAUCGAGUUCACGCAAAAUCUACGAUCAGUAUGGCCAUGAGGGUCUAGAACAACACAAGCGGGGUGGAGAUCGUGGAGGCGGCGAUCCUUUCGACCUCUUUUCUCGGUUUUUCGGUGGUGGUGGGCAUUUUGGACACGGUGGCGGUCACCGCAAAGGCCCCGACAUGGAAGUCAAGCUCCAACUACCGCUUCGCGAUUUUUACAUCGGCCGUGACGUUGAUUUUAGCAUCGAGAAGCAGCAAAUCUGUGAAACGUGCGAAGGGACGGGCUCGGCUGAUGGCACGGUUGAGACGUGCAAUAAGUGCGGAGGACGUGGUAUAGUUAUUCAGAAGCAUAUGAUCGCGCCAGGGAUGUUCCAACAGAUUCAGUCACACUGUGACAAGUGCGGCGGCAAGGGAAAAUCUAUCAAGAAGCCAUGCCCCAUCUGCCACGGCCAACGGGUUGUUCGAAAGGCGAGCUCCAUCUCGGCAACAAUCGAGCCUGGUAUGUCCAAGGGGACAAGACUGACGUUUGAGAAUGAGGCCGACGAGAGCCCCGAUUGGGUUGCGGGCGACCUGGUCGUGAUCCUCGACGAAAAGGAACCUGAGCUCGGCGCAAACGACGAGGAGCGGACGGACGGGACGUUCUUCCGUCGCAAGGGCAAGGAUCUAUUUUGGAAAGAGGUGCUGUCGCUGCGAGAGGCUUGGAUGGGUGAAUGGACUCGAAAUAUCACGCAUCUCGACGGGCAUAUAGUCCAGCUAAGCCGCAAGCGAGGCGAGGUUGUCCAGCCGCUUUCUGUAGAGACGGUACAGGGUCAGGGUAUGCCGGUCUACCACGAUGGUCAUGUACAUGAACAUGACGAAGGGGAAGAUCAUGGAAACCUGCUGGUGGAGUAUACUGUUGUCCUGCCGGACCAGAUGGAGAGUGGAAUGGAGAAAGAUUUCCACGCGUUGUGGGAGAAAUGGCGUCGGAAAAAUGGCGUUGAUCUUCUCAAAGACUCUGGUCGUCCAUCGCCACCAGCAGAAGAC